Messenger RNA from Ixodes scapularis (black-legged tick), 819 nucleotides. Its product is annotated as gamma-interferon-inducible lysosomal thiol reductase-like. The transcript has a single exon. The coding region runs from base 1 to 819 and encodes 272 amino acids. Gene Ontology annotation, molecular function: oxidoreductase activity, acting on a sulfur group of donors, disulfide as acceptor. The record is from RefSeq and is a predicted model, not a curated record. Lineage: Eukaryota; Metazoa; Arthropoda; Arachnida; Ixodida; Ixodidae.
AUGGCUCUCCAUUCGAGCACUUCGGUAUUGAGCCUUCUGAUCUUGUUGACAACGGCAAGCUCUAUCAAGUUCCGUCACAAGGGUAAAACGUACGACUUCUCCAAGGUACCAAAGACAAUCCGGCUCGACGUUUUCUACGAGUCACUCUGCCCGUACAGCAUCGGUUUCAUCACGACCCAGCUGUGGCCAACGUACCUGCUGGUUGGGUACCACAUGGACGUUAACCUUGUUCCUUUUGGCAAUGCCUUUGAAGAAGAGCGCCCGAAUACAGACGAGCAUCGUCGCGAUGCCAAUUGGCCCAAGGCUACACCCAGCUACAGCUGCCAGCAUGGACCGGACGAGUGCUUCGGCAACGUGGUUCAGGCCUGUGCCGCGCAGAUCUUCAACGACACCCUUGUGACCCUUGCCUUCGUUACUUGCAUGUCGACCGCCAAUGAACCUGCCAAGGUUGGCAAGUUGUGCGCCAACGGCGUGGCUCACAACUGGGAGAAGAUAGAGAGGUGUGCUACGGGACUCAAGGGCAUAGAGCUCCAGGAAAGGAUGAGCAAGGCGACGUGGAGCCUGGACCCACCGCACAGCUACGUGCCGUGGGUAUUGGUCAACGGCGCUCACACGGACGAGCAGCAGGCCAUGGCGCAAUCGAAUCUUCUGCAGCUCGUCUGCGAUUCUCUGCCCGCGGACAAGAAACCGCCGGCCUGUUUCGAUGACGAACCGUUUAAGGCGAUACAGAGUUUAACGAAUACCAUCGAAAACAGAGAUCAAAACGCCAUCAAUGAAUACAAAGAAAGAAAUGAGCAUAAGGAGCAUGGCAACCCCUGA